This is a messenger RNA of Ipomoea nil (Japanese morning glory), 1244 nucleotides long. Its product is annotated as peroxidase 17-like. The record is from RefSeq and is a predicted model, not a curated record. NCBI's taxonomy places the organism in Eukaryota, Viridiplantae, Streptophyta, Magnoliopsida, Solanales, Convolvulaceae. The coding region runs from base 105 to 1094 and encodes 329 amino acids. Gene Ontology annotation, molecular function: peroxidase activity; heme binding. The transcript is spliced from 3 exons. Gene Ontology annotation, biological process: response to oxidative stress; hydrogen peroxide catabolic process.
CCAGCCAAAUCCCAUAACCUCCUUCUAUACAUACGAGAAUACGAACACACUCUGUAUUCUUACUCGCCAUUUUUCCAUACCCGCCAAAAUCAGUGCUGCUAAAGAUGUAUACAACACUGGUCAUCUUCUUCCUCCUCAACCUCUCCGCGAUCCAAGCGGAGAUCGUGGAGCUCCGGCCCGGAUUUUACUCCGAGACGUGUCCAGAGGCGGAGGAGAUUGUCAGGGGCGUGAUCAAGAGGAACAUGGAAAAAGAGCCCAGAAGCGCCGCCUCAGUGAUGCGCUUGCAGUUUCACGAUUGCUUUGUUAACGGAUGCGAUGCGUCGUUGUUGUUGGAUGAUACGCCGGACAUGUUGGGAGAGAAGCUUUGUUUGUCGAAUAUAAAUUCGCUGAGGUCAUAUGAAGUUGUUGAUGAAGUUAAGGAAGCUGUGGAGAUGGCCUGUCCUGGGGUUGUUUCCUGUGCUGAUAUCAUAAUCAUGGCUGCCAGAGAUGCUGUUGUUCUGAGUGGAGGACCUAACUGGGAAGUAAAGCUGGGAAGGAUAGACAGCUUAACAGCAAGCCAAGAAGAUGCAGACAAUAUCAUGCCAAGCCCUAGAGCAGAUGCAACCACCCUCAUUGAUCUGUUUAGCGGAUUAAAUCUGUCAGUGAAAGAUCUAGUAGCACUUUCAGGGUCUCAUUCCAUUGGUCAGGGAAGGUGUUUUUCCAUUGUGUUUCGGUUGUACAACCAAUCGGGGACAGGACGGCCUGACCCGGCCAUUGAGCCAAACUUCAGGGAAAAGCUGGACAAGCUUUGCCCACUGGGCGGGGAUGGAAAUGUAACGGGGGACUUAGACGCCACACCUCAAGUAUUCGACAACCAGUAUUUCAAGGACUUGGUGAAUGGGAGAGGAUUUCUGAAUUCAGAUGAAUCACUUUUCACCACCCGUGAGACUAGAGGGUAUGUGAUGCAGUAUAGAAGAAAUGAGAGUGCAUUCUUUGAGGCUUUUGUUGAAGGGAUGAUAAAAAUGGGUGAUCUUCAAUCUGGGAGGCCGGGAGAGAUUAGAAGAAACUGCAGAGUGGUCAAUAGCUGGCAACCUGCAAACUUGGUUGCAUAUUGAAAACAACAUUGCCAUAUAUAGGUUAAUCAACUCCGAUCUUAAACUGAGGUUAAUUGGAAUAUUUUGACUAAGAUUCUCCAAAUAUGUUUGUACUUUGACGUUUAUAAAUAUAUAAUUGAGAGAAAAGAGCAAAGCAUCAACACAAGUGUU